Molecule: messenger RNA, 876 nt
Organism: Komagataella phaffii GS115
Lineage: Eukaryota; Fungi; Ascomycota; Pichiomycetes; Pichiales; Pichiaceae
Product: Subunit D of the eight-subunit V1 peripheral membrane domain of the vacuolar H+-ATPase (V-ATPase)
Exons: 2
Coding region: 1-876 (291 amino acids)
Biological process (GO): vacuolar acidification
Cellular component (GO): fungal-type vacuole membrane; vacuolar proton-transporting V-type ATPase complex
Molecular function (GO): proton-transporting ATPase activity, rotational mechanism
Source: RefSeq, a predicted model, not a curated record
AUGUCCGGAUCAGGAAACAGGGAACAAGUCUUCCCCACUCGUAUGACUUUAGGUCUCAUGAAGGGUAAACUGAAGGGAGCUCAACAGGGUUACUCCUUAUUGAAGAGAAAGUCUGAGGCUCUUACCAAGAGAUUCAGGGAGAUUACGCGUCGAAUCGACGACGCCAAAAGAAAGAUGGGACGAGUUAUGCAAACAGCAGCUUUCUCUCUUGCUCAGGUGACAUAUGCAACGGGCGACAAUAUUGGAUAUUCAGUCCAGGACUCAGUCAAGAGCGCCAGAUUCCAGGUGAAAGCCCGUGAAGAGAACGUAAGUGGUGUUCGUCUUCCCCAAUUUGAGACCCAUAUCAACGAAGAUAUCAAUGAUUUCAAGAUGACAGGACUGGGACGAGGUGGUCUUCAGGUCCAAAAGGCUGCAGAAGUAUAUACGAGUUCGGUGGAGACAUUGGUGGAAUUGGCUUCAUUGCAGACUGCUUUUAUCAUAUUGGAUGAGGUUAUCAAGGUUACGAACAGACGUGUGAACGCUAUCGAACAUGUUGUCAUUCCCCGUACAGAAAACACCAUUGCAUACAUUAACUCGGAACUUGACGAGCUUGAUAGAGAGGAGUUCUACCGACUGAAGAAGGUUCAAGAGAAGAAACAACAACAAACUGCUUUGCAGGAUGCCGAGGCUGCUGCAAAGAAGGCCCAAUUACUGGAAAAGAAAGCCAAUGAUAAGUUGGAGGCAGACCAGAAGGCCGAAGAAAACAAAGAUAAUGAAGCUAGUGAGCAAGCUAAAGCGGAGUACGAUCCUGAGGAAGAGGCUAGACAGGUUUCCAAGUUCAUAGAUGAACCGGCUGAUGAUCUUACUGCCCAACAGGAAGAGGAUAUCAUUUUUUAG